Paramecium pentaurelia is the source of this 1179-nucleotide messenger RNA. NCBI's taxonomy places the organism in Eukaryota, Ciliophora, Oligohymenophorea, Peniculida, Parameciidae. The record is from the annotation of a GenBank genome assembly.
AAUGAGCUUAAUCCGUUUUAAUAUAUUGGCAUUGACAAUAGGAGUUUGCUUAUCAGCCAUGACUCCUUAAGCCUCAUUAUUGAUGAAGUCUUUUCAUUAAGUAUAUGCAAGUAUUAAACUUUUUAGUUUAGCCAAAGCCCAUAUAGUGAUUAAUUGAAGGAAUUAGUAUAAAUUAAAUUAGAAACAGGAGGAUAAGUAGAUGAAGUCUUAAAACUUAUUUAAGAAUUAUUGGAUUCAUUAAAAUAAGAUCAAGUAGAUGAUGAUGUUGCACAUUCAAGAUAGAUGGCAGUUUUUGAUUAGAAUAUUAAUGAAUUAGAAGAUGAUCUCUCAAGAUUAAAUACAGAUUUAGCUAAUGCUAAUGUAUUAAUUUAGACCUUAGCUGAAUUAUUGGUCAUUCUUAGAGAAACUAUCUUAACCUAUGAAAAACAAUUAGCAAUUCUUAAUGAAUAAGAACAAUUCAUCAGGAAUGCUAGAGCUGCUGAUAUCAAAGCUUAUAAUAGAAGAGUUGAAUAAGCAAAUAAAGUUAUUAAUGCAUUAACUCUAAUCAUUGACAAAUUGAGUAGAGCAGUUGAUCAAUAAACUUCAGAAUAAGAUAGAUAAGCUAUUUUGACAUAAAUACAUGCUGAAUGCCAUGAAUAAUUUGGUCCAAAUCACCCUGUCACUAUACUUAUAAAAUUAACUACCAGAUUUGAUGUUCCCACUGUCUAAAGAAUAUUAGAGAAACUUGUAUAAAUUAGGGAUGGUGCCAGUAAGAGUUUGAGUGAAGAUAUUGCAGCUGAAGAAGUAGCUUCUUAAAAUUUCGAUACUUCUAUGAGUGAAAUUGAAACUUUAAGAAAGAGAUUGUCAACAGAUCUUGAAAACUUAAAUUAAUAAUUUAAUGACAAGUUGAAUCAAUAGGUAGAAACAAUAAAAAAUUAUUAUUUUAGAAAAUUGUCUUGGCUUAAAAGGAACAAUUACUUAUUGAUAUUCCAAUCACUGAAGAACUUUUGUAAUUAACUAAGGAAUAAUAAGAAUAAUAUCAUUAAGCUUAUAUAAGUAGAUAAACUUAAAGGUAUUUCAUAAUUUAUAUUAUAGAUAAUCGGAAAUUGAAGUAGUCUAAAAGGCUUACAAUUUAGUCUUUGAUCAUGUGGAUUCUGUCAAAAAAUCAGAAGAUCUAACGGCUAAACUUUCCAAUUGAUU